This is a messenger RNA of Trichoderma asperellum CBS 433.97, 1686 nucleotides long. RefSeq lists its product as uncharacterized. Lineage: Eukaryota; Fungi; Ascomycota; Sordariomycetes; Hypocreales; Hypocreaceae. Gene Ontology annotation, molecular function: damaged DNA binding; DNA-directed DNA polymerase activity. Gene Ontology annotation, biological process: translesion synthesis. The record is from RefSeq and is a predicted model, not a curated record.
AUGGAUGGCAGGGUGGUGAAAAGACCGCCAAAACGCAAAGAAGACCGAAUCAUUCUGCAGUUUGACUAUGACUGCUUCUACGCUCAAGUUUGUGAGAACAAAAACCCGGCUCUGAGGUCAAAGCCGCUUGGCAUAAAGCAAAAGAACAUUUUGGCCACCUGCAACUACAAUGCACGUCGCCAGAAUGUCAAGAAGCUGAUGCUCAUCUCCGAGGCGAAGAAGAUAUGUCCCGAUCUCGUGCUCGUAGACGGCGAGGAUUUGACACCGUUUCGCGAUGUCAGCAAGAUUUUGUUCAAUUUUCUGAGAUCUCAUUCUUGGAAUGGCAAAGCGGAACGGCUGGGGUUUGAUGAAGUCUUCUUAGAUGUGACGGAUAUCAUCGACUACAACAUGUCGUGUCUUAACCGAGCCUCAAUGGCCGAGUCGUUCUUUUACCUAUCCAAUAAGGACCCUGAACUAGGCUUUCCAUGCGACUUAACCUCUAUUGCAGGCUGUGUUGCUGGUGUCACCGUCGAGGGCGUGGAUUUAGAGAGCCCUACGUAUCUGAGACACCUUUUGGGCUCCCACUUUGCACAAUACUUGCGACUAAAGCUAGAGAAAGACUUUGGUUACACAUCGACUUGUGGCAUCUCUACUAAUAAACUCCUGAGCAAACUUGUCGGCAGCAAGAACAAGCCGAGUAAUCAGACAACGCUGCUUGCUUUAACCGAUGAUGAUAUCGUGAGCUUUGUGGAUGGGCACAAGCUUCGCAACAUUGCAGGAAUGGGCUCCAAGAUCACACACCUGCUUGAAUCACACAUCAUGUCCAAGGAGCUUGAAGAUACUGGUCCCUUUGAUUCUCACGUCACGGCACGAGAAGCUCGUCUCCAUCCAACCAUAUCACCGUCCUUUCUUGAGGUGCUUUUGGGCGGGCCGGGCGCGGAAAGAGGUAUCGGAACUCGAGUCUGGGGUUUUCUUCACGGCGUGGACCCCACAGAAGUUAAAGAAGCAAGCGAUGUCCCUUCACAAAUCAGCAUUGAAGACACGUACGGAGGUCUUCAAACGAUACCCCGAAUCACAGAAGAGCUUCAUAAGUUAUCGUGCUCUCUGAUCCGGAGAAUGCGAGUAGAUCUUACUAUCCUAGACCACGGCUCAGAUAUACCAGGCAGUCAAAAAUGGAUUGCAAGGCCAAAGACGCUUCGCCUCUCAACUCGAUCGUGGCCGAAGUCGGAUGCCUCUCAAACUCAAAACUCCAGCCGUGUGUCUCGGUCAGGACCGUUACCAGGUUUUGUGUUUGACCUAAAGGCUGACAUUGAUGAGAUUGCUCAGCAGCUAGUCGCGGAAGCGCUAUUGCCACUCCUUCGCCGCUUACAGAGUGAAAAGGGUCAGACGUGGAAUUUACAACUGAUUAAUAUCUGCGCUGCAAACAUGGUUGCCGGAGCUACUGAUGACAAGAUGGGAGCGGGACGAGACAUUGCAGUCAUGUUCAAGAAGCAGGAUGAAGUACUUGCCCCAUGGAGGAUUACAUCUGAGGCGACCGACGAAGAUGAGAAACCUGCAGAAGACGAAAUGGGAGACGCUAUAUCUGAAGAUUUAGAUUCUGACACAUCUUGGGAGGCUUCAGAUGGUUCCAUUUGUGUAAUCUGUGGCCACUCUAUACCAUUGUUUGCGCUGCCUGCUCAUGUGAGGUAUCAUGAGCUGGGCGAAUGA